CGCCCCUAGAGCUGGCUAAAGUGGUUGGAGCCGGCGCGUGGCUAUGACGUUGCCGGAAGUCAGGAUCAUAGAGACGCUUGGCCUCCGCGGCACGCGCUGGCGGACUGAGAGUGGCUGGCGAAGCGUGCGGCCGGCGCGGGCCCCUGGCGGGCGGGCGGUGCAGCCCCAAGCCUGAGACCGGGACCUGAGCACCGCAGGUUCGAGUCCCGCCCCAUCUGGGUCGAAGCCGGGGCUGGCGGCGACCUCGCGGCGUUGCACCGGCUCUCUGAGCACGUCCCCUCUGAGCACUUCCCUUGUGACAGGCCCAGGACGAGGUGACCAGGCGGCCCCCGUGGCACCCCUGGUCUAGGCGGAGAACCGCCUGAGCGAUGAGUGAGAACCUCGACAACGAGGGCCCGAAGCCCAUGGAGAGCUGUGGCCAGGAGAGCAGCAGUGCCCCGAGCUGCCCUACAGUCUCGGUGCUCCCUGCAGCUCCGGCAGCCCUGGAGGAGGUGGAGAAAGAGGGCGGUGGGGCAGCUACAGGGCCGGGGCCUCAGCCUGGGCUCUACAGCUACAUCAGGGAUGACUUGUUUACCUCUGAGAUCUUCAAACUGGAGCUGCAGAACGUGCCUCGCCACGCCAGCUUCAGCGACGUCCGGCGCUUCCUGGGCCGCUUUGGCCUGCAGCCCCACAAAACCAAACUCUUUGGGCAACCACCCUGCGCCUUUGUGACAUUCCGCAGCGCUGCAGAGAGAGACAAGGCCCUGCGCGUUUUGCAUGGUGCCCUCUGGAAAGGCCGCCCACUCAGUGUGCGCCUGGCCCGACCGAAGGCCGACCCCAUGGCCAGGAGGAGGCGACAGGAGGGUGAGAGUGAACCACCGGCAACACGAGUGGCCGACGUGGUGACCCCUCUAUGGACAGUGCCCUAUGCUGAGCAGCUUGAGCGGAAGCAGCUGGAGUGUGAGCAGGUGCUGCAGAAACUCGCCAAGGAAAUCGGGAGCACCAACCGUGCCUUGCUGCCCUGGCUGCUCAAGCAGAGGCACAAACACAACAAGGCCUGCUGCCCACUGGAGGGGGUCAGGCCAUCACCCCAGCAGGUCAGGCUAGACUUUGGUGGCCACAAACCCCUAUCCCGGGAUUUGAAAACUUGUUUGCUCACCCUUCCUGUUGAUCUCCUUGCUUUUUGUUUUCUUCUGGUAACUUAUCACAUAACUGUCAGCUAUUCCUCUUGUUUGACUGCCAGCCCCUGUGGGGAAAUCAGGGUUUCCAGGCACAAGCGCUGGGCAACCAGGGUAAGGUGCAGCUGUCUCUCCCUGCAGACUGAGUAUCGUAAUAAGUGUGAGUUUCUGGUUGGCGUCGGGGUGGAUGGGGAGGAUAACACCGUGGGCUGUCGGCUCGGCAAGUACAAGGGCGGGACGUGUGCUGUGGCGGCCCCGUUUGACACCGUGCACAUCCCUGAAGCCACCAAGCAGGUGGUGAAGGCCUUCCAGGAGUUCAUCCGGUCAACUCCAUACUCGGCAUACGACCCAGAGACGUACACAGGCCACUGGAAGCAGCUGACUGUGCGUACCAGCCGCCGCCGCCAGGCCAUGGCCAUUGCCUACUUCCACCCCCAGAAACUGAGCUCUGAGGAGCUGGCAGAGCUGAAAGCCUCCCUAGCACAGCACUUCACAGCAGGGCCAGGCAGGGCCAGUGGAGUGACCUGCCUCUACUUCGUGGAGGAGGGACAGCGAAAGACUCCCAGCCAGGAGGGCCUGCCCCUGGAGCACGUGGCUGGGGACCAGUGCAUCCACGAGGACCUGCUAGGGCUGACCUUCCGGAUCUCUCCGCACGCCUUCUUCCAGGUGAACACACCCGCAGCCGAGGUGCUCUACACGGUCAUCCAGGACUGGGCCCAGCUGGAUGCAGGGAGCACGGUGCUGGACGUGUGUUGUGGCACCGGCACCAUUGGCCUGGCCCUGGCCCGGAAGGUGAAGAGAGUCAUUGGGGUCGAGCUAUGCCCAGAGGCCGUGGAGGACGCCCGGGUGAAUGCCCAGGACAAUGAGUUGAGUAACGUGGAGUUCCACUGCGGGAGGGCUGAGGACCUGGUGCCCGCCCUGGUGAGCAGACUGGCCUCCCAGCACCUCGUAGCCAUACUGGACCCACCCCGUGCCGGCUUGCAUUCCAAGGUGAUCCUGGCCAUCCGCAGAGCCGAGAACAUCAGGCGACUGCUGUACGUCUCGUGCAACCCCCGGGCAGCCAUGGGCAACUUUGUGGACCUCUGCAGAGCCCCAUCUAACCGGGUGAAGGGCAGCCCCUUCCGGCCCGUCAAGGCCGUGGCAGUGGACCUGUUCCCACAGACCCCGCACUGUGAGAUGCUCAUCUUGUUCGAGAGGGUGGAGCACCCCAAUGGCACAGGGGUCUUGGAGCCCCAUAGCCCUCCAGCUCAACCCACACCAGGACCCCCAAAUGAUACCCCACAAGAAACUGGGGCCUUCCCCUUAUCCUAGGCCCAGGACCCAUCAUGGGGACAGGAGCUGAAGGGCUCCCAGGGCCCUAGGGGCGGCAAAGGCAUAGCUUGCUGGCCAGGAUGUUCAGAGGUAGGCAGCCAAAGGGCACAGAACUCUGCGCCCCACCAGGAUUGGCCUGCUGUUGGGGGCCAGGGUGCCUGACCAGGAAGGCAGAUGGGCUCCUGCAGCCUGUUCCCCACCCGCAGGGUCUUUGUGGACUAGCCAAGGCUGAGGGCCAGAAUAAACUGCUCAA
Rhinopithecus roxellana (golden snub-nosed monkey) is the source of this 2721-nucleotide messenger RNA. RefSeq names its product tRNA methyltransferase 2 homolog A (gene TRMT2A). The record is from RefSeq and is a predicted model, not a curated record. Bases 369 to 2468 code for a protein of 699 amino acids. Lineage: Eukaryota; Metazoa; Chordata; Mammalia; Primates; Cercopithecidae. Gene Ontology annotation, biological process: RNA processing. Gene Ontology annotation, molecular function: RNA methyltransferase activity; RNA binding. The transcript is spliced from 11 exons.